Messenger RNA from Cinara cedri, 8188 nucleotides. The record is from the annotation of a GenBank genome assembly. Lineage: Eukaryota; Metazoa; Arthropoda; Insecta; Hemiptera; Aphididae.
AUGAGCGACAAUGCGAGGAACCGACAGCGGCGAUUAUCGUUCGACAACAUGGAAAAAGUAAGUCGUACACCAACGCGGCUGUCUCGUGGCCGCGGUUUGGACCGCCGCCGCCGUUUAACGGCGAAUUCAAUAUUUCGAAACUCUUAUUAUGGGAUUUUCGACGUUUCACCCCGUUAUCAGGCCGCCGUGCCUGUAUAAUGUUCCUUUCCGGUUCGCUUUGCGCCAUUUUAUCCGCCAUUUGUGCCGCGAAUCGCAUAUUUUUUAUGCGGGCUGCAUUGUACGUCCUAUUUAUAUUUGACGUUUUUCGUUUGUGAAUGUGUUACACGAGCAGCUGUAUACACACGAGUUAAUGACGUUCGAUUUGUCGAUUGUACGAUAAGAUAAUAAGGCUAACCGCGGCCGCGGCAAUAUCGGUAGUGAAUUUUGCGUUUUACACCGUAUUUUUCCGAUGUUUUAAAUGUAUUUUUUAGGGUCUCAUAGUGCAUUGAAUAUUCACAUCCCUUAUUGUGAUAACUCCUCUUGCUCACAGGGUAUACUGUUGAUGUUUAUGUUGGUUUGCCAUUCCCACCAGAGACCGUCGUCGUCGUCGUCAUCGCCGCCGCCGCCGUCAUCAAACGUCGAAGUAAUGACCGCGUCUUCCUCGGCGUCCACAGCCGGCACAGAGUCGACCGACGGACGGACGCCGGCUACCGAGGGACCCAAGAAGCUCGACUCGCAGGACAAAAUCGCCGGGCACGUCACCGAAACCGCCGCCGAAAUCACCGCCGCCACCGCGGCCACCGUUACCGCCGUCACGGCCACUGCCGUUUCGGUUCGGAGCUUUUUAAACGUCUCGUCGCCGUUCAGCCCGAGUCAGGUUUUCGAGGACUUCAAACCCAGCACUCAUUACCGACCCCACGACGGCGAUCCCGUGCGCGAGAAACUCGAUCCAGGGCAGGUCACUAGCGAGCCGUUUUACGAACCGCGGCACCUCAAAAGACCGGACGCCGCCGCGUACGAUCGGCCGACGCCGAAGCCUAACGAGAAGAAAGUAAUGGCGUUCCCGACCGUGGCGGCCACCACCCGAGAACGCUAUUAUUCCGCAGGAGGACACGUCCAGUACGACGGAAACAACAACGUAAGGUCGAACGGACCCGCAGCCGAGCCCAGGAGCCCGUACGCGUUUAACGUAGUCUUGCCGCAGUACAAGCCGAUAAAACACGAUGCCGGCGAAGGCCAACUCCUGCCACCAAACUUUGUUCACCGCGACAACGAUUUGUACGACAAACACUUUGGCAAACAAUAUCACGGAAACAACGACAUGAUUUCCAAUAGUUAUUAUCCAGACGCGGUACAAGACGGACCGCCAAAGUCCUCGUAUCACAACACCGCCAUCACCACUCAUAAAAAGUAAGCGUGUAUAUAAGCGUGCCGGGGUGCCGUGUACAGGGGGAUUCUGGGACUGCUGCCCCUCAUGAGCUCGAUAAGACAGAGCUCAGCCCCCCGCGGUUUUCAUAUUAAAAAAAAAAAAUCAAUAUUUGUCUUGUACCUACAUCCUCAAAACACUAAUUGUAUUUAUAACAAAUUGAUCGAGAGAGAUAAACGCUUCUUUUUUUUCUAUAUUGAUAGCAGAGAAAAAGUGUAGAUUGUCUUGUGAUUUUUCAUAAUAUGCUAACACUAUUAAAAUGUUAUAACAUACAAAAAAAAAAAAAAAAUAGCUAUAUUUUGGUAUUUGUUAAACGAAUAGUUUAAGGAAAAUAAAAAUAUGAGAUAUAUGGUAAGAUUUAGGUAAAACUGUACAUGUGUUUAUAAAAUAGUGAGCCCUCUGACAUUUUCAAAUCCACGUACGGGCGAAAAGUUAAAAAAAAAAAAAAAUCAAAAUAUAACUCCUCGUUAUCCAUCAACGACGCAGCCGUCGGUAUAAUAAUAAUAAUAUUUGCGGUUUUUGUGCAGAAAAGACCCGUGGAGAAGCUUGCUGUCCGUUCUAGCCACUAUUCUGCCGGUCGGACUGUUGCUCGCGUCUUUUCCGCCCACAAUCAUCAAAGUGAAUUCCACGCAAUAUCCUUAUCAGUGAGUACCCGUAUGCAAGUUUUAUCACAUUGUCAUUAGUUGUACACCUAUGUGUCUACACGAUAGUGUCACCGCAGUGGCGUAUUCAUAUAUUAUGCAAUAGGUAAUAUGUUUGAUGAGUGUGAUGCAGGAGAAAUCCACCCCGGAGCCCUUUCACUAUUUUCUUAUAUUUUACAUUAUUCAUGCGUCGUAAUUAUCGCAGCUGUUUCGCGGUUAAAUAUACAUUUUUACCGUUUCGAUAAAGCGUUAUUUAUUUGGCAAUCUUGAAAAGAUUGAGUUGUUAUUUCGUGCAGCAAUAUAAAAACUAAUGUAUUCGUUCGUGAUCUGUACACUGAAAAACUACCGAAAAAAAUGGCGUCGAAUUUCGCACACAUAUUCCUCGAGACUCGGGGAGCUUCAUUUCUCAAUCCAUAAAUGUUUCGCUACGGGAUUCCUCGCACAUGAAUUCGUAUUUUUUUUCAGUUUAUGUAUUGAGUCGCCAUUUGGUUACGGAUAAUAAAAUAGUGAUGAUAAGAUAUAAUACAACUCGUUCUAUAUUAAAUAUGUGAAAUUUAGUGCUUUUGGCAAAUCACAGAAACCAGUGGACCGUUUAAUACGGUGUACGGGCAAAACUGAACGAGACAGCGAUUCGCGGGCAAGUAAAUACAUUUACGAGUGACAAUUGAUAAUUGCAGUAAUUGGAACAGGGAAGAAACCGGGGAAUCACGGGAAAACACGUUUUUAUUUUAUUUUUGAAAUUAUUUUUCGUUCAGGUUUAACCACUUUUUUUUUUGAUAACAUCGGCGAUAAAAAGUCUCAGGACUGCUUUAAGUAUACGGACAAUUCACUAUAAUAAUAUUUUCAUCGUGUUCGACCGAACUAUCCAGAAAACCUUAACCUCUCAAUCGUAUUUCUACAACAAUAUCGAUGUGUUUAUGGUUCCGAAAAUUUGUAUAAUCUUUAAUAACAUCUAUAUUUCUAUAAUUUUUUUUUUUAUAGUGAUCAAAAUUUCCGAAAAACCGGGGAAAAACAGAUUUUCCGGAACAAUUAGGAAAUUCUGAUGCUAUUGAAUUUUUUUUUCAUUUCCUUUAAUAGUUCUACUCUUAAUACUUUUUUAAAUUCUCCUAUAUUUCUGAAUUUCCCCCGAAAUUUCCUGGCAUUUCUAUGCCUGAAUUAUCCAUCUCUCGCGUCCGUUAUGAUCGAUUGCAGGUCUCGUUGGAGGUCAGUUUUUCGCAAUUUUCGUCUUUGAUUUCGCACUGUCGCGGUGUCCUGACCGUACGAAUAAUAUACUAUUUUACUGUAUUGGCCCCGUCGGUGAAAUUUUUAGUUAACAAGCCUAUUAACAAACCCAAAGGUAUAAGAAAAUCAUAUACAUAUAUGUGUACAUUAAUUUUUCGGCGGUUUUUAAAUUUUGUUUUCACAUACUACAGUAAUUCGCUUGGAAACCGAAAUAUCGGAAAACCAACGUAUUCAAGUGUACGAUUACUUACCCUUAAGUUUGUUUCGUAGGCCUUUAAUGAGCCUACAAUGUCAAAACCAACAGCACAAAACGAACGAAAAUAUAACGCGAUCUCACGAAUCGGGCAAUUUCACCGGUAUAGGGUGUAAUAUAUGUAAACCUGUAAAUACAUAUAUACACACACAAUGCAUAAAUCCGUGCACUCGGGCGGCGGCAGCGGCGACGGCGGCGAAUAAAAGCCGGUCCUUUUACGGCGAUACGCCGCGUCCAUAAAUCACGGGCGGGGUCGUUCUUUUGUCCGCCUCGCCGCACAAUAAUCAGCAGACGCGUUUCGCGCGGGCGAAAGCGUCUCGAUCAGCCGCGGCUACGACGACGGCGCGCGAGGACGCGUUCACGUAUACGGCAUACCUCGGACCGAGAGCCAUGCAAAUACGAGACUCGGCGCCAAAUUAUGGGUUAUGUGGACCCGGGGAUUAGAAAAAAAAAAAAAAAAAAAUGGCUUUUUUUUAAAUUGAUACAUCUGUUUCCCUAUAAACAGUAUACAUAACAAAAAAAAUAUAUAAAAUACCUCAUGCGAGGCACUGGAUGUGUUAUAGGCCUCAAACAAAUUUAUGGGAACCUCACUGAACUGAAGUUUUAGGGUUAUCGACAUCCUCGAAGCAGUAUAUCGAGUUCGGGCCGAUAAAUAUAGUUUGCAGUAUACUUUUUGUAAAAAUAUUCCUACAACUCUUUAAUACUAAAACCGACUAUGUUAAGAGAUCUGUAAAUUAUUCGCGUACGACGUGAAUUCCGUCUUCAAGCGCACCAAAGUCCCAUUUGAAAUUCCCAAUUCGCAUACAGAUUCGUGAAGGAUUCGUAUACAAAAGUAUAUUUAAUAAUUAAUAAAAAUAUUCGAAUACUUUUUCAGUGUUUGAGAAAACGUAUACUUAAAAAAUAUACUUUUACUGUUAAAUAAUUCGCUAUAAUAUAUUUAUCGAUCAAAAUCGAAUAUUUAUUUUGAAAUACUUUUGAAAAAAAGGUUUACCAUAACCGUCUGAACCAGUCACAUACCUAGUCAUAUUUUAUAUGUAUAAAUCCGAAUAUUAACGACUCAACCUAUAUAUGGGAUAAUAAACCGUACAGAAACAUAUGCAUUUUUUUCCAGUGAAUUACCUAUUCAAAUACCUAUUCUAAAUACCUUUUAAAAUAAAAAUCGUAUUUGCUAUGUACAAAAUACUAUCAAAAAGUAUCGUUUACGAGUCGACAACCAAGUUUACCGCGAUGCACCACUGCGUUAGAGAGAUCUCGGAUUUACAAAGGUCACACGACCGGGCCGCCGCAAACUAUACAAAUAGUUCGAGAUUAUUACUAUUUCUUUUUUUCCGUAAUAUUCUCACCUCGGAGUAUAAUGUAUAAUGUACGCUAUAGUGAUACGCGAUAUAGGUUAGUUACACGCGACACGGUCCGUUUAAAAACGCGUUUGAUCGGACGGAUUUUCAAAAAAAAAAAUUAAAAAAAUAUAUAUACUAAUAAUGAAAUCGUCUCUAAAAAAUAUACGAAUAAACGUCAUCCCGCGGCAGUACUUAUUGUUGUAUAACGAACAACUUUUGUUUUUUUUUCUUUUUUUUUCCUUUUAUGGAUAGGUGAAAAUGUUAUCGUGAUGUUCGUCUUCCGUUAUUAGAGCGCGUAGAUAGUACACAAUUAAUACUAUAAUUGAUACGCUCCAGAGUAUUUUUUAACGUAGUAUUUUCAUAUUUAUCCGCACUCCGUGUUCCCUUUCUAAAUUCAUAUUUUUUAUUCUGCACACAUCUUAACUCGAGUGGAAGUGAUUUUUUUUUCUUUUUAUCAGAAAACAUAAACAAUACAAAUAGAACUAUAGAUAAUUAAUGUAGUUUUUAUUUGUCCGAAAUCUUAAUGGGGGGUGAAAUAAUUUGUCCUCGGAACACCGGCCGUGAGAAACAAAUCGAAAUAACGAUCAUCUCUUUACGGGCGAUAAACAUAUUUUUGAAGAAGUUUAUAUCACCGAUCAUCGUGUACGUUUUUUUUUUUUAUUUACACAGGUUUCAAAAAAACGCGACUUCAUACAAUCCAGUUAAUGUUAUUAGUGGACGAUAUAAAGCGCUGGGAAAGCAAACAGUCGCGGGAAGAAAAAUUCACGACGAUGUAGACGAUUUGCCCGGUUAUUUAGACGAUUGUUUAAAGAAUAAAAUUUGCGAAAAUAUGAAGACUAACAACUUCGCAACUAACAAUUCACCGAGCGAAUUGGAUUUUCUACUGCAAAGCGACAAAUUAAAGUAAGACGACCAUUUAUUUCGACGGUUUUCUUUUUCGUCUCGUUCGACAAACUCAAUCAUCAUUUUCAAAUGUAAUAUAGUAUUAUACGGCAUUCACUAUUAUGUGCCUAUUCGUUAUACCAUUGAUGAUAAAAUAACAUCUAAAAUUGGAAGUCUAUUUCCCUUCUUCCGGUCUGUCUAAAUUGUUAUAACUCACUAACGGUGAAUCCGCUGUUAUUGUUAUUCGUAAAAAAUAUUCUCUAUUCGAAUCUGUGUUCAAAUAUGGAAGGGUUGCUAUUUGUAUGAUCAAAAGUGUAUACUCAAUAUUCAUUUAAGGUAUACGUUACGAUAAUAGUUUAAAAUAAAAACAUAACAGAAUUCAACUUCACUCAAAGUCCUCCGAGAAAAACGCUGGUUCGUGAUAAACGUAAUCACUCUGUAUAAUAUAUUCUCUUUUUCGGCCUUUACAAGACCAUACCGCUAAAUAAAAUAAACAGCUACCCACAUUAUCCUCGUACUCUAUAGAAUUUCUCUCUUAUAUACCCGGUUACACAGCCUUAGGAUUUCCUUCCUCGAGACCAUAAUGAAGACCUUUUUUUCCGCAUAAGGUCUUCCUCAAUCGCCCGACUGAUGACCCAUUCUUCCACAGUUUUCUUUAGACAGUAUCGGGAACUAUCCUAUUGGAACCGAACCGAUCUGUACGCGUAUGGAAUAGUAUUAGUCUUUACGGUCCGAAACGACAUAACAAUAUAUUAUGCGAUUAAAAUAAUAUAGUGUGGGCAUUGUGAUCGGCCGAUAUUUUCCGCGGUAAUAGCAAAAAACGAACAAUAAUAAAAACAUAAUACACCCGUGAAUAUUUGUGGUUAGUUAAAAUAAAAAAAAAUAAAAAACCGUCAGCCGGAUAAUUAUUAACCGCGGCUGUCCAACACGUAUUGUGUCCUCAUCGCGACAACACGGAAACGCUAAUAACGGGCCACGCCCGGUCAUUUAUUAUUAUUUUUUUUUUUACCGUAACUAACAAAAUAAAAUCGUAUUGCGGUUGUCCGGCUAGAUGCGAAAUCGCGAGUACUCUCCGUGUUUCACGCACACGUUUUAGCGAAUUGUGUCCGAAACGAUUACAUUUUAGCGAAUAGAGACUAGGCGAUUUGCGUAUCCAAUAUGUUUGCCGGCUAGGCGAAUCGCGUCACUAAUAUUUUCAAACAGUAUACUAAGGUGAAUUUUUUUUUUGACUUUUUAUAAAUAACAAGACGUAAUACGUAUCGCGAAUUGCGUCUAUACAGUUGCGACUUCUGAUUCGGCUUAUCGUCGUAACGCGAACUUAUCAGCGUUAACCCAGAAAGAUAUCGCGCGAGAAACGCGUUUUUAUUUUUAACUCUAAACAAUUAUUGUUUCGUUCAUAGAAAUUUCGUAAUUUCGUCAUAAAUAACAUUGUAUUUAUUAUAUUUUCUGGUAUACGUUAUAGUGACGGGCACCAGGUACCGAAUAGUCACUAUCGAACUGUUCGAUAGUUGUUGACUACCGUCCACCGUACUAUUCGACAGUGAAAAAACUAUUUGAUGUCAGACGAAAUGGAUUCGGUUAUUAUAGUGUUAUUCGUGGAUAUACGAGUAUAGUAAACGAAACGAGCAGUCCUAUCAGUGAGUCACGCACCUAGCGCAUUCUUCAUUGGUUUAUCGAACUAUUCGACAGCGUAUGGAACUGUUCGCUAUACUAUUCGGUCAUGUACAAAACAAUACAAUUCGAAGUUUCCGAUAGUCCGAACUAUUCGGUAUAUAGUACCCAUAUCUCUAAUAUAAUAUUAUGAUGACGAAUUACAAAUAAAUACAAACAAAAAUGUAACUGAAAUAAAAAUACGAGAAACACCAUGCCAUAUUUUAACAAAAAUUGAAUCGGCUAAAUUUAACGAAAUAAAAAUCCAAUUAGGCUGAGUCACAACUAAGACGCAAUUCGCCUAUAAAAACAGUAUACGGUAUACAAGCAUUGGGGACGCAAUUCACUCAAUGCUUUCAUACAUAAGUAGGUACACUCUACAUCGAUUAAAUCACACGGAACUAUCGGUAACAUGUAAUUUCGGCCAUUUUGUUAUUAUUAAUUAUUAUGUUUCAGUUGGACUCGUGACGUCGACCAGAUGACGGAAAUCGCCGAAAUCGCAGCGUCCGCGUCACCGGAAUCGUGUCGAGUGCAGUUCGUAUGCAACGAUAGAACAAUAUGAAUAUGAAAUAUAAUUUUACUGCACGUGUAAGACCUGCAGGAUACGUUUUUUAAGAAAACAAAAUAUUCUAUGUAAUCCAACACACAAAAUUGUACAUUUUAUUUCCGGCAAUUUAUGUCGUCCCGGCAUCACCCGGCGUAAAUCAUCAUUAUUUCCGUGACUUCUGAUCCGCAUCCUUUUCGACGCUGAGCGUAGUAAAUAAAGUAUUAGUCAUACUAUGCAGUGUGUUUUUUUUUU